Molecule: messenger RNA, 1044 nt
Organism: Pollicipes pollicipes
Lineage: Eukaryota; Metazoa; Arthropoda; Thecostraca; Pollicipedomorpha; Pollicipedidae
Product: annexin A13
Exons: 1
Coding region: 1-1044 (347 amino acids)
Cellular component (GO): vesicle membrane; cytoplasm; plasma membrane
Molecular function (GO): phosphatidylserine binding; calcium-dependent phospholipid binding; calcium ion binding
Source: RefSeq, a predicted model, not a curated record
AUGUCGAUGCAGGAGAUGCCGGCUCGCGGCGGCAAGCGCAAGGUGAAGGGCCACGCGCAGGCGCGGCCGGUUAUCAGCGCACCGCGCGGCACCAUCAAACCGCACAAGAACUUCGACGAAGAGGAGGCGACGAGCCAGGCCAAGAAGCUGCGCCGCGCGCUGCGCAAGCCUGUCGACAUGGCCACUGUCAUCGGCAUCCUGACCAAGUACACGCUGGAGGAGCGCAAAUACCUGAGCGACGUGUACAACGCGCAGUACGGCGGGUGCCUGCUGGACGCGGUGCAGAGUGAGAGCAACUUUAGCCUGCGCGAGACGCUACUGGCGCUGCUACAGUGGCAGAACCAGUACCUGGCUGACUGGGCUCACCGCGCCAUGAAGGGGCUCGGCACCAACGAGAAGGCGCUGAUCGAGCUGUUCUGCGGCCGCACGCAAGCCGAGAUCCAGGACGUGGUGAAGACCUACCACCGGCUGCACGGCCGGUCGCUGGAGGCGGCGCUGCGUAGCGAGCUGAGCGGCGACUUCCUGCGCCUGUUCCUGGGCCUGACGCAGCUGGAGCGGCAGCAGGACGCCGUGGUCGGCGACAACCGGGCACGUGAGCUGGCGGAGGAGCUGUACGCCGCGGGCGAGGCGCGCCGCGGCAAGGAUGCCGACGUGUUCGUCCGCAUCUUCUGCACCACCGACUACGCGCUACUGCGCAAGGUGUUCGCGGUGUACCCGGAGGUGAGCGCGCGCGGCAGCAGCAUCGAGAAGGCGAUCCGCUCCGAGUUCGGUGGCGACAUGAAGGCGGGGUUACUUACCAUGGCCCAGUGCAUCACCGACCAGCCCAGCUACUUCGCCGAGAAGCUGUACCGGGCCAUGCGAGGGUUGGGAACGGACGACAGCACCCUCAUCCGCAUCCUGGUCACCCGCUCGGAGAUCGACCUGGAGAACAUCAAGGAGGCGUAUCAGCUGCGCUAUGGCAAGAGCCUGGCGGCGGCAGUGGCUGACGACACCUCCGGAGAGUACAAGAAGUGCCUGCUGGCUAUCAUCAAGUCCUGGACGUAG